Messenger RNA from Medioppia subpectinata, 1553 nucleotides. Lineage: Eukaryota; Metazoa; Arthropoda; Arachnida; Sarcoptiformes; Oppiidae. The record is from the annotation of a GenBank genome assembly.
AUGAAUGUUAUGAAUGAAUGCAAUCAUUGGGGAGUGUUCAGAGAGCGUGCCUUCGAGUUGAUAGCAUUUGUGGCCACGAUUACCAUUGUUUUAGUAUACGUUAUAUUCAACUAUUCUGCCAAUCAGUCGCACAGCAGCAUUAAAAUUGCGCGUUUGACGAUCACAUGUCUAUUCGCACCCAUACUGAUAGUGGGAGGCAUUGUAUUUACUAUGAGAUACCUUCGGUCCAAAAAUUUGAUUUUCCGGACCGUCGGCGCCAACGCUGAGAUGCAACGGAUCUGCGAAAUACUAUUCGCCGCUCAAAGUCUGUUGAAAUUUGACGUACAAUUAGCCGGUUCUUCGCUCAUACUGUGGCUCCGCAAAGGCUUCAGACAUUGGGAUCAAACCGACCAAAUCGUUGUCAGCAUCGGAUCCAUUGUCACAAUUGCGUGGAUUUCAUUGGGAUUGUUAGCGAUGCGGUUUGAAAACAAGCCAACAGUUUAUUAUUCAGAGGGUGUCGACGACGAAGUGUUGGAGUUAUCAGUCUAUACAUCGGGACUCAAACAUAAAGACAUGGAACUGAACACCGAUGACAAUAAAACCGGUCAAAACAUGGCCACCGAUGGACGACAGUAUACGUUAGCGGAUCUCGGCUUAAGAGCGGAACCGCUGGUCAGACAGACACCUAUUGGACCCACUCGUUCCCUAUACUCGCUGUCGGCCUUCGAGUGGAUCUAUCUGUUGAUAUCGUUGACGACAGUGGUGUCUGUGGCGGGCAUUUGCGUCGACCGUCUUAUAGCGCUUCCCAAAUCGUCUCAAGACUUUACGUUUGCGUUACUCCUCCUCUGGACCACUGGUUUCUCAUUGGUUUACGUGAUUCAGGGAGUGGUGAGAGAGCGUGUGCUCGAGUUGUUGGCAUUUGUGGCCACGAUAUGCAUACUUAUGCUGUACGUGAUUAUCAACUACUGUGCCUCUCAAUCGCCCUCCACUCUCAAGAUUGUGCGCCUAACGAUAACGUGUGUGUUCGGGCCGAUACUCAUACUGACGGGCCUUAUAUAUGUGCGAAAGUAUUGGCAGUCGAAAAGCCUGAUCUAUCGGACUGUCGGCGCCAAUAUUAAGAUGCAAAACAUGUGCGAAACACUGUUUAUAGCCCAGAGUUUGCUUAUAUUUGACGUACAAUUGAGCGCUUCUUCGCUCAUACUAUGGCUAAGGAAUGGUAUUGAGUAUUGGACUUCGACCGAGAUUAUUGUAAUGCGUUUUGAGAAUAAGCCUAUGGUUUACUAUCUUUGGACCAACUUUUGUGAUCUGGAAUUUUGUUCGAGUAAUUACAUAAGAGGUGUCGGCGACGAGAUGUUAGAGAACUCGAUGUUUAUGUCGGGCGGACUCAAACAGAAAGUUUACGGAAGUGGGGAUCAAAUCACAUGCUCCGAAGCAAAUCAACCCAUUCGCUCAUAAUUUGUUUUUAUUUGCAUUUAUUGCUAAAUUUCUAACUUUUAAAAGUUGUUAUUUAAGACAAUUUGUGAAUAUAUUGAUAUUAUGUGAUAAAUCUAGUGUUUCAUAUAUGCAGUGCAGAA